Molecule: messenger RNA, 1928 nt
Organism: Wasmannia auropunctata (little fire ant)
Lineage: Eukaryota; Metazoa; Arthropoda; Insecta; Hymenoptera; Formicidae
Exons: 4
Coding region: 246-1073 (275 amino acids)
Source: RefSeq, a predicted model, not a curated record
GAUAUAUCGUUUGACCGUUUUUUUCUUUUGUCGAAGCAUGUGUAGAAAUUUAAGUCUUUUAUUUAGACGUCAUGGAACCAACCAUUAAAGGAACGUUUCAUUCCUGCUGAUAAAUUAUCAAGUAGAGUAUUUUCAAAUUAUUUACCAAUUAUACAAGAUGCAGAAUACCGAACGUGCAGUUCUUUAGCAAUCUCGAAUAAACCUUCAAACGGAAUAACCAAAGUUUGCGCGUGAACGUAUAAACCAUGGCCGCAAACGAUAACGAGACUGCAGCUAUCGUAAAAACGAAAAUCAUCAAGAGCGAACAGGACGAGGAAUUCGAAGAGUAUCCGUGUUCAAAAAAGAAGUCACGCUCGAAGAUGUUAACUACGAAACGUGAUAAACCGCAAAUUUUUGUGGAAACCGCAUCGCCCCGGAUCGCGGAGUUAGCACGGCCAACGAAACAGCAUGUCCUGAACACACUGUACGAAAAGGCAACGGCGUUGCCGCCGGCGUUCGUGGAUAAUCUCGUCAAAAUCAUCGAAGCCGAGUCCUGCUUAACUCCGGAGAAAGCCACGUGGAUUCGUCGUCAAAGGGAACGUAGAAUAAAGAAGGCGGCACGACUUCCGCUCGUGGAAAAGCGGACUGCUGCAGAAAAGAUCACGGACGAUGUCGCGCGCGCAACGACGCUGGAUCGCGACGCGACGAUGUACCAGUAUCUGUUGGCGGAACGUUUCGUCAAGAGUAUUUUGGAAUAUCGGCGCGAGAUGCGGGAGAACAUCCGUACUGAUAUCGCGGACGUGAUAAUGAAGCGUUUAAUGUCCCUCAACGGAUACGCAAACGUCAAAAACGGCGACCGUGCGACGCAACAAUUGCGACUUUUAGCGGACGUGAUAACGUGUUGGUUCGUUGAUAUAAGUGACGAAGUCGAGAAGACCAAAACAAAAAUUUUUAAGAAGCAUGAUGAGAAAAGAUUGAUGAGAACGUUGGAGGUGAACAAGGUUACCGAAGAAGUAACGUUGGAGGUGAACAAGGUUACUGAAGAAGUAGCAAAAAGUUCGGAAGAAAAUAGAAUAGAAGAACCGCCUACAUGACACGUCGGUAAUUAACGCGAUAAUUAAGUCAAUUUAGAGAAAGAAAAUAAACAGGAGAGGAAAACUAAGGCAAUCAAAUAAAGAAAGAGAAAAAUAAUCCGAAAAAGAAAAAAAAGAGCAAAAGAGAGAAUAAAGUAGACGAAGCGAAAAAGCUACGAGAAAAGAGAGAAUUUAGAUGACGAAAAAACGAAAAGUGAGAAAUAAAAUGGUCGAAAAAAAGAAAAAGAAGAACGAGAACUUAAUUCUCGGAAUUUCAGCUCAAUUAAUUUUUUUUACGGAUUUCUCUUGAUAAUAAACUUCAAUGACCCAACGGAAACAAAUUUCGAAAAAUUCAUAUUCCAAUUCUCGUCUAUUCGGAUAUAUUUCGAUAACUUCAACUUCCAGCUCUAGAUAAUUUUCGUUAAUUUUCGUGCAUUCGAUACAAAAGUAAAAUUAUCUUAAAGAGUAGAAUUAAUUAAGCAUCUCAUCCAGUUACAAUAGAUGAAAUCUCCGUCUGUAAUCUCGAUAAGAAAUAAAUUGUAUGCGAAAAUUGUAUUACGACGAAGUCAUCGUGACAUGAUCAAUUCGUCUGGGAUAGAUAAAUUAAUCCGUUAUCUGAUACUCGAGCCAUUAAUUGUCACGCUGCAAAUUAAAUGAUAUUAUUCAAUUCAACGUAAAAUCAUCUUCGAUCGAACGUUUGCAAUCGUUGCAAUGACGUCAGUGUUUAAAUUUAUUUGCGGAAUUUCCAGAUACGCGGCAGCUUGCUGUAAAAUUGAUAACGAUUCAGACAGACUCGAUUGUGCCAAUACAUAUAUAUUACAUUUAUACGUGUAAUUUUAUAUAAUUAUUUAUAAAUAUAUGAAAACAAUAAUAAUA